AUAGCAUACAUGAAACCCACUUUUUCCCCCACCCCCUGUGUAAAUGAAAAUGCUUGGCUAUAUUUGGAGGGAGCUGAUGUCACAAGUGGUUUGAGCAGGGAGCUUAUAACUGUCGGAGUUGGUUCGUGUGACAGUCCGACAAACCUCAGACUGCUCCAGUGACGGACUGGGACCUGAAAAACACAACAGAAAGAAAUCCUAAUCAACAUCAUGUAUCACCUGAGGGUGCCUGUGCUUCUCCUUGCAGUGCUUGUGUUCGUGCGCUGCAUCACCGCUGCUCCAAGUCACAGGUACUUCAAUCCUAACUCAUCCUUUGAGCAGGAAAGUGCUCCUUCAGACACAGAAGGCUGGUCUCUUCCUGAGCUAAUCUCCAACCAGUUUCUUGGCCUCAUGGGCACACGGCCACAAAGGGGGCUCACAGCAAUGAAUAGCCACCACUUAGAGAAGAGGAAGUGCAACACAGCCACCUGUGUGACCCAAAGGUUAGCGGACUUCCUGGUCCGUUCUAGUAACACUAUCGGCACUGUCUACGUACCAACCAAUGUGGGAUCUUCCACCUAUGGCAAGAGGGACCUACUGCAGCCUCCCAGCUACCUGCCUCUCUAGUACCCACUGAGGAGACUCCACAGCACUCCUUGUGUUGUGAUGAUAUAACCAGUCAUCUUAUGUAAAAAUGAUUAUGUGAAUGACGUUAAUGAUGACAUUGAUGGUAAUGAUCAUAAUGAUUUUUUAUUUUAUUUUAUAAACUUUAAAAAACAGUGCCUUUGAUUUAAAUCAUUCAAAUCCAUGUAUGUUUUCUUCCAGCUUGGUUAAUGUUGUGGUUCUGUAAAUGCUGUUCCACCAUAGCAUGAUGGAAAUGUAAAAAGACAAGAAAAAAAAAUGACAGAA
Molecule: messenger RNA, 888 nt
Organism: Melanotaenia boesemani (Boeseman's rainbowfish)
Lineage: Eukaryota; Metazoa; Chordata; Actinopteri; Atheriniformes; Melanotaeniidae
Product: calcitonin gene-related peptide 2
Exons: 4
Coding region: 211-606 (131 amino acids)
Cellular component (GO): extracellular region
Molecular function (GO): hormone activity
Source: RefSeq, a predicted model, not a curated record